Messenger RNA from Neodiprion virginianus, 7350 nucleotides. RefSeq names its product protein NDRG3 (gene MESK2). The transcript is spliced from 11 exons. Gene Ontology annotation, biological process: signal transduction. Bases 694 to 1884 code for a protein of 396 amino acids. Lineage: Eukaryota; Metazoa; Arthropoda; Insecta; Hymenoptera; Diprionidae. The record is from RefSeq and is a predicted model, not a curated record. Gene Ontology annotation, cellular component: cytoplasm.
CAAACACAGAGCACUGGCCAGAGUGUUCUUGAGAGUGUCAAAAAGGCGUUCAGUUUUGCCUCACCCAAGGUCGAGAUACGGAAAAAGGAUCCCCUGAUAGAAGAUCAUAGGGAGUGCGUAUCGAUCGUAUCCAGAGUUGACCGUCGCUCGUUGCUUUUCUAACCCAGCGUAUCGAAUCACGCAUAGAAACCCCUGCCGAGGGUGGUGACGAUUGCACUGUUGCCACUUCUCAGUGAAACCAUAUAAAGUUUCUUGAAUAUUCAUCGGAAUACAUGUACGUAUGGCGUUCAGCUGGUCGAUCGAGACUGCCGCCGAUGAGUGCUUCGAAGGAUCGCUAGGGGUGAAUCACUCGUCACAUGAUCUGGUACCUUGAGGGGAAGGGGGCACAGCUCCAGGCAUCCGCAUCACUGAUACUACCGGGCCGGUUACACUCGUAUCGCCAGUGGGCCAAAAACGAUAUCACGUGUAGAGACUCGUACUUUGCCAAGUUCUCUACCGGUAUCAUCGUCAGCAAAUCGAUGGGGACUAUCAAGUUGAUGUAGUUGGAAUAAUACUCCGACUCUCGGCUCGUAAGUACAAAGGUAAACUAACAGACUGGCGACCAGUGGCUCCAUCCUGUAUUGAUCAGACCUCGCGUUAAGACGCACGUUGGCUGAGUGGAAGUCCGAAUUGCAAGUGAAGGACAGAAACAAGAUGCCCGCCGCAGCAAGUGCCGAAGAAUCAGCUCUGCUGGGCACCAUGCCUUCAGACAGUAUGGACGACAUUGAAUUGAAAAACAUCCAGCUCCAGUUCCCGGAAUUGAGAUAUCCCACCCGGGACGAGAAGCUGAUCCGGGAGGAGCGGGUUGAAACGGACAAAGGGACACUGUUGGUUGCCAUUCACGGAAAUCAGGGAAAACCUGCAAUUUUAACCUAUCACGACUUGGGCCUUAACUAUAUCUCGAGUUUCCAGGCAUUUUUCAAUUACAUCGACAUGCGCAUUCUUCUGGAGAACUUUUGUGUUUACCACGUAAAUGCCCCAGGACAAGAGGAAGGUGCCCCCACGUUGCCGGAAAACUACACUUAUCCGUCUAUGGACGAGCUCGCCGAACAGCUGCAGUUUGUCCUCGGUCAUUUUGGACUCAAGUCUGUGAUCGGCUUCGGAGUUGGUGCUGGCGCCAAUAUACUCUCGCGGUUUGCCCUGGUUCAUCCAGAAAAAGUUAACGCACUGUGCCUCAUCAACUGCGUCUCCACGCAGGCCGGUUGGAUUGAGUGGGGUUACCAAAAAUUGAAUGUCCGACACCUCCGGUCUCAGGGAAUGACGCAAGGUGUCCUGGAUUACCUCAUGUGGCACCACUUCGGAAGGGGUACCGAGGAGCGCAAUCACGACUUGGUCCAAGUCUACAAGAGCUACUUUGAGCGACGAGUGAACCCAACGAAUCUGGCCCUUUUCAUCGACAGCUACGUUCGUCGCACGGACCUAAACAUCGUCCGCGAGUUGGAUCCAACCCGCAAGAAGGAGGGGUUGACUCUGGGAGUGCCCGUAAUCAACAUCACUGGUUCGUUGAGCCCGCACGUCGAAGAUACCGUGACGUUAAACGGUCGUCUAGAUCCGACCAACAGUUCCUGGAUGAAGAUCUCCGAUUGCGGAAUGGUGCUCGAAGAACAGCCGGGCAAAGUUAGCGAAGCUUUCCGACUAUUCCUUCAGGGCGAAGGAUACGUGGUGAAAGCCCCGCGGAAGCUUGUGACGUCGACAUCACUCGAAGUUGCUCCUCUGUCACCAACGAAGAUUUCCGACUACCGGUUGGCGUCGCUUUACCUGGAAAUCUGCAAUCAAAAGUCCGAGUGGCUAUCGGCGACUAUUCACAUCACCGAGAACCCCAUAUCAGAGGCAGUCGUUUGUUAAAUGCCUCCUUCUACUUGGAUGAUUGGUAUCCCUGGGAUCAGCGGUCCCGCGGGACUCUCGAACAGGCUAAUAUCUUUUCACCUACGUAGUACCUACUACUUUUCGAAGUAGACGUUUCGCGUUGAGUUGCUUCAAUCAGCUACGAGCUGAGUCCCAAGGCUGGAAAGCUAGUCUAGCCUAGGCAUUAAUGUACCGUUCUUAUAGCGUCGCAAAUACGGCGGGUAGAUUCACCUCUUCGGUGAAUACGACGCACUAGUUUUUUUAUUUUAAUUCGCAUUCGUAAGGGUAUCGAGGUUAUCGUCGAUAUUUCAUUACGUGAAGUUGAAAGGCAGAAUGGCUGAUUUCGGGUUGGUGAGAUUAUACCCCAAAUCGCUAUUUCUUCUGUUUUCUACGUGUAACCGCUAUUUUGACCACCUCAUAAAACAAGCUGGAAUUGAAAUUGCGCCCGAAAAGUUUCUAUUCUCAAUUCCUUUGUUUCUCGGCACUCGUAAUAGUGCGAUUGAUAGAUCAAUUUCACUCAGGAACGCCAAAAAAUGUUGGCGGUAAAAAUUAGUAACCGGUCGAGUGGGGUGAAUGAUCGUUGAGUAGAAUCUUGAAAUUUUUUUGGUAACGUAUAUGCGCCUAUUAGUCGAAAACCAUCGUUUCUUCACUCCAGGCGAUAUUUUUUGUUUUGAUCAGUAUUUGGUAUAGAUAAUUCAUGGGAAGUCAAGGAAGAAAUUUCACCCAUCGAAUCGAAAUAAUUUGUGGCAUACUCCGCCAGCAACCUGCACCUGCAUAUCUUUAAUUAUCAAGCAAUCCUACGGGAGAACAUAGUAGAACUAGAGUAUUCUCAUUACGACUAGUGAGAGUCGGACCAUCGAUUUUUUAACACGAAUAUAUCACCGUCACGGACGUUAAAUUAAUUUUAGCGAAGUUAGUCGGCACGCGAUGUGUACGGCACAGCUUGUCGAACCGAUAAAAAUUAUUCGUAAUAGCAAUUGAAUCCAAUUUAACGAGGGUAAGUGAUAGUGAUAACUAUGCCGAUCACAAAUCCAAUAUACCAGACAUGUGAUUAAUAUAAAUAAUGCGAGAUAAAUAAUCACAUUUCUCUUACGGUAAAGACGCGGACAUCAAUACAUAUUUGAUGUCGCUUACGGUAGUCUCUUAGAGUAUCAUAACCCGUCUAGACGUACGUACCUACCUGCGUAUAUAGUCAAACAAGAAUACGCGAUGCGAUAUCAAACGUCUCGAUGUGACGAAAGGUCACAUAAAAUAAGGGAAUCGAAAAAACAUACGCGUGCACACACAAACACAAACACACACGCACACGCGCGCGCGCAAAAGAGUUUGUUUAAUAAGUACGGAGUUUUCUUUUGCGAAAUGUAUGAAUCUCUACACGUUUGGAGUUUGUUUGAAAUAUAGCCGGCAAGAUUGAUUUCUUAUGCCUUGCGCUAGAAUAAGCGGCGUUAGAUGUGAAUGUCGUAUGCUCUUUGCAUAGUUCCAUAAAUAAGAGAAAAGAAUUGAAUUCGUUUACAUGUAACGUGAUUUGAAGCUGCAAUAUGGCAAUGUGGUUUUCACGCCCGGAACAUGAGUUGCUGUAAUAAUAUGUGCCUGCUCUAAGAUAUGUCUAUGUAAUUUUGAAUUUUGCGUUUCACACUUUUUAUAUGUAUAUAUUUAUAUCCAGUAAUAUUCGUCUAUGCGUCGGCCCACGUAAAAGCGUGAACGGACAAAAACUUUGUUCUUCCGACUUUCGUAAAGUUUUUCCAAGCCUCUCAAUACUUCAAGAAACGCUCCUACCCCUCUAGUCGAUUGGUCAAGAAGAUGAAUUGCAUUCUUCACAUUUUUCUGAGUGGCUCGAAAAUCAAAUCGUGGAAAUCGUGGUCUAUCCCAGGAUCACAAGACAGUUUUUUUUUUUUUUAACUUAGCGUGAAAUCCGGGAAGCCGCUUACUCUUUUGCAAUAUCAAAGAAUGAGUAUAUGAGAUUUCAACAAAUAAAUUAUGCUGCGUAAUUACAUUUGAAAAAUUUUGUUUCAAAUAAGCUGGUGACAAUAAACUAUUCAUAAUCGGCGAUGAGCCCGAAGGGACUUUUCACGAGUCAGCUGUGGUAGUGCCGGGUCGGUUGUUGAUUUAACGGAAAAUAAGGUUGAGAUGACUGGUUCAAUAAAACGAUGACCUUUAUAUGGCCCUGUGAUUUCAGCGAAUGCAACUUUCAUAGCAAUAAUCGAACGAAAUUAUUAAUAUCAAAAAAUCGAUACCUAUAGUAAUAUCGGAUUUAUAGGCAAACGGCUCGACCGUUUGGCGUUUAUGAACGUACGAAGUAUAGAACAAGAAAAAAAAAAAAUACUUCGCGCUGAUUGGCGUGCGUCAUUCAAAGAGUUGCUUUGUCAGCGGUAGAAUUUUCCGCGUGAGAUAAGUUUGAGCUUGAAAAGUUGUCGCUACUUGGUUUACCAAAACGCUGCAAAAAGUUCCACAAAAGUCAAAAUGACUAAGUUUUCGUUCGUUAAUGUUUUCAGGUGGAUACGUCCAUUAACAUGUAUUAUAGAAAUAAAUUAUCUCAUUUACACAGGCCCCUGUUGCUAUAUUUUUGCUAAGGUGUUGGUUAAUCUUCUACAGAAGGUAUAGCCGAAUUACGAGGCUUUGUAUCUUAGUGUGAGAAAGAUUAGGUAUGCGCAACUAAGGAAAUGUGUUUGAAAGUUAUUAAUCCUAGACGGUCUCGGUACACAUCCCGCUAGUAAACGGUCGGCCCGAGGUCAUUCUCGUCCUCGUACAUAUCUCAAUUUACGUCAGACGAAAAGAAAACAACUCGCUGAAUCAGAUAACUUUUGCGUAACUAUAGAAACGGCAAAAAUUUCACCUGUCGCAGCAAGAAUUUUCACCGCAAUAGCAAAGAUUUUGCAAGCAUAGCAAAGGGCAGGGCUUCUCAAUGUAGCAGAACCGUUAGUUAAACUUGCAAAAUCUUCGUGUCCCUAUAUUAACACAAAAAUUUACUGAUCCAGCGAAUUAUUUUCUCCGUGCAUCACAUGUUGCAAAAAAUUUCUUCACAUGGUGAGAUAUCCAAGGUUAUAUACUGUACAUUGUGAACUGGUAGGUCAAAUUUUAUUUUCAUCAAUCGCAAUAUUGAAACAUCCUUUGAAUGGACUAUACGAGGGAUUCUUUUAUCACCGGGUUCCACGUCUUACACUCUUUGAGCUCAGUCUUUAUCCUUUCAAUCCGUGCUGUUGCAAUUAAACGAGAUAUGAUUUUGCCAAAUUUGAGAACUUCACAUCUAUCACCAUUUGUUCUUUUUUUCUACUUGUAGUUCAUUAUAUCGUGAACCUUACUUUCUGUCACGGUUUUUCCUAACAGUCUUGACAUAAAUUGGUUUCUCAAUUACAUAUAUUCUUUUUCUUUCUCAUAAAACGAAAUCAAAGUUUAUUUUGUUCGAUGAAAUAGAUCUGAUUUUCUUGAAAUGCCGAGUUAAUAUUCUUUACGCUGCUAGAACGAUGAUUACAAGACGUUCCCUCAAAGACCGGGGAUAAAGUUCAAACAAUCUACGAUAUUUGUUUUCAACGCACAACCUGUCUUUCGACUAGAGAUCCGAAGUAAAACGCAAAAGUAGAGGAUAUAUGUAUGUAUAGGAAUAUCUUGGUCCGUUAUCAAACGGAAAAAGAUGAGGAACAAGAAAUACCGGACGUCGUUAGAUUUACAUAUUACACGCACUGAUUCACUCCUAUAGUUAAUUGCCCAACUUCGGAGCCUCGUUUUUAACCAAAUCGCCAGCGAAUGUCAGGCGAGUUGCGAAGUAUUUAUAUUCACAGAUGGAGUAUGUUUCACACAAUACGUGAUCAUAGGCAUAGUAAUGCAUCUUAUGUCGUAUAAAGAAACAAACAAGUUUGAAGCCACUUGCUAUCUCAAGUUGACCUGACCACCCGAACUGAGAACCACAUCGUUUAUCGUAUCCCACACCUUGAAAUCUGCAACUCCCACGAGCAGCAUUGCAGUUUAUUUGUUGAGGUUCUCGAAUAUUGAAAAAACCAUAUCUCGCUUAACUGUGAUUGAAAAAAUGUAAAAUAUUCACGAAUGUUUCUUUCACCUAGGACUGUAUUUUACGUUUAACUGUAUGAGAACAAAUCGUAGAGUGCAAGGUUCGAAGCCUCGUUAAAACUGCGUGGAAUUUCCAAUGAGCAAGUACAAAACAGUAAAUAGAAACUGUCUAGACAUUAAUGACCCCAAUGUGAUUGCCUACGGUAAUAUGUACACGUAUACUCAUUUAAUCUUUCGAUAAAAUUAUCGUUCUUUGUACUUAUAAUAUUAUGAAACUCACAACGAGUAAUUCGUGAUUGCCUUGUUUUCGCAGACGUAUCACGAUUGCGAUUUAAGCGGAUGCUACAGCCAGUCCUUACCAACUGCGUUACAUGUCUCGUAUGUUCGUUAUUACCGAAAGCUGUGCGUCGCAAUCGAAAAAAAGUGCGUAACAACCCUAUUCUACGUCCGAUUCUGAACGAAGACACACGUAAACAUUUUGUUCCCUACGCAAAGUCUAUCAUGGUGUUUCUGUUUGGAAUUGAAUGUAGAAAUCGCCUGUUAUGUCCUUUCUUGCGCUGCGAUGAUAUUACGGCAUCUGAUAUUAGUCAAAAUAGAAGAACAUCACGCAGUCGUCAAGAACUGACUGACCGAUACCAUCCUCUUAAAUUCCGGAACUGGUCGUAGCUCUCAUUGGAGGACUCAGACUUACGUUGAACAACACUGUCGGGAUUUCAUAAUGUUCGAAAGUGUCUUGAAAUCACUCACGAAUUCCCAACGACAUGAUACUGCCUUGAAUGAUUUUUAACAAAAUUAUGGUUGAAUGUUGACUGCUUUGUAGUUUAUUACUAUUACGAAUAUAGGAGAAAUGAAGGUUGAGGCGAUAGUUAAUUAAUUUUGGAAGUUUGUACGGCUAGAUGUUAGGGAGGGAAGGGUUUUGUUGAUACUGGUAUAACCGGUAACGAAACAUGUUGUGAGAUAAGAAUAUAUUGAGAAAUGGACACAGAUAGUAAACGAUAUUAGAAAUCGCGGAAUAUUAGCCAACACAAAAGAACGAGACAGCUUGCACAGCCGGUAUCUCACAGAUUUUACGAUUUAGACCAUUACAGUAAACGUCAUCAAUGAUAAACGCGACAAGAUGUGUAUAUCCAUGAAUCGCUGUCAUUCAACAUUCACUUAGUAUGGAAUACGCUUCAACAUAGUACGGAUCUACGUGAACUCGAGACGAUACUGUGAGUUAUGUCGAUGUAGGGGGAGUUCAUUACGAAUUCUUGUACCUCCCUAGAGGAGGAAAGACAUCGGCGCGCUGGACGUAGCGUUUCUAUUUAGCAUGGAUGUAGCUAAUUUAUAGCUUACGAUUAGUGCCGAUUGGAAAUAUACAUUGAAAUAGAGCUUGAUUACAUAAAUUCGGUUGCGAAGAUAUGCAGCUACAUGCACACGAUGUAUACAUCUUGUUAUUUAUAAUAAAUAAACACAUAAAAUAGA